Molecule: messenger RNA, 404 nt
Organism: Strongylus vulgaris
Lineage: Eukaryota; Metazoa; Nematoda; Chromadorea; Rhabditida; Strongylidae
Source: the annotation of a GenBank genome assembly
AUGCCCUCUUACGCGAUGGAAGAUGGUGUAGCAGCUCAGUUGGAACGAACAGGAAGCAGUUCGGAGGUGUUCGCACGCCAACGACGUCUCAACCAAUUUUUGCUCGAUGUGGCUAAGAGUAUAUUCCAGGAUAUCGUCUCUAUGGAUACGGUCAUUAUCAAAGUUAUGAAUUUUGCUGCCAAACUAGUUGAUGCAGAUAGAGCGUCACUAUUUCUUGUUGACAGCCUCCAUUAUAGAUUCAGUAUGAGUCGGGGCAUAGCUGGCCAUGUAGCUUCUACAGGAGAGGGUUUGAAUAUUGAAGACGCCUAUGAGGACAGCAGAUUCAAUCCUGAAGUCGACUCCAAAACUGGUUACACAACAAAAACGAUACUUUGUAUGCCAAUAUUCAUUCGCGGCAGGUAAGC